Molecule: messenger RNA, 812 nt
Organism: Anopheles moucheti
Lineage: Eukaryota; Metazoa; Arthropoda; Insecta; Diptera; Culicidae
Exons: 4
Coding region: 132-812 (226 amino acids)
Source: RefSeq, a predicted model, not a curated record
UAUGUUUUUCCCAUGUAUUUGCGCGUAAGAAACUUCAAUGUAUAAAUAAUUUAAAUUCAAUCGGCGCAAGAUUCUGUACCUCGUUUGUGUAAAUUCCGAUACUUCUGUACGAUAGACAAAAACGCCAGAAGAUGCCGAGUAGGACGCGUCCUCGCGAAAGUAGAUCCUCCCAGGUGAAGGACGCUAAAGCAAAAAGAAUCGGUGCAAAUCGAACGAUGACAAGUAUAAAACAGAACAGUGCCGAGCCACCACUGCCGAGCGGGCUGGAAACAACACAAUUUAAAGAAAAUAUUUCAGAAAAGGAAAAUGUUCUGAUGCGACAAGAAUUGACCGACGAAAAUAGCAAUAAUGUAACACGAUCGCGAGGUCGAUAUUUACUGAAACAAUUAUCUAGUUCUUUGAGCCCAAAAAUGACUGAAAUCAACACGGAUGCUGACCGUCGUGUUAGUCGCUAUGGACGACAUCAGAAGCAGAAAGACAAUUCAGAUUACGUACCGGUAGAUCUAAUGAGAUAUGUUGGCAAUUCGCCACUUAAGGUUAAACAAAAAAUGGAGAAUACUGAACCAGAUGCUUCUUUUUUGAUAAAAACGGAACAAACGCGGACGACUGAUGAUACCCCAGUGUUGAUGGUGCCCGAGGUGCAAAAUAGAGAUCCAAAGUUACUAACUAUGGAAGAAAUUAAGAUUGUUAGCACGGAUGAGAGCAGUGCAGACAUAAGCACUGGCAGUGACACUUUUACGCAUAAUUUGAUUGUUCGUAAACAGUCGUCGGAUGCCGAUAGUGCUAAAGGGUCGUCAAUCGAUCUAGGGUGA